This is a messenger RNA of Acipenser ruthenus (sterlet), 5359 nucleotides long. RefSeq names its product rho GTPase-activating protein 44-like. The coding region runs from base 247 to 3195 and encodes 982 amino acids. The transcript has 22 exons. The record is from RefSeq and is a predicted model, not a curated record. NCBI's taxonomy places the organism in Eukaryota, Metazoa, Chordata, Actinopteri, Acipenseriformes, Acipenseridae. Gene Ontology annotation, molecular function: GTPase activator activity; protein binding. Gene Ontology annotation, cellular component: presynaptic active zone; postsynaptic density; dendritic spine. Gene Ontology annotation, biological process: neurotransmitter receptor transport, endosome to postsynaptic membrane; negative regulation of Rac protein signal transduction; regulation of actin cytoskeleton organization.
CAUUCUGCCCAGAGAGGCGAAGCUGGUCCAGCAUCUCCAGACAGGGGAGAGGAAAAGGGACAGAAAAUGAAAUGAAAUUAUCUAUUUCCCUUUAUUCUCAAUGUGUUUCCAAUUGCAAUGAAGGACAGAGCUUGUCACUCUGAGGAUUUUAUUACCGCUUGCCGAUGAGUCAUUGCUGUUUCUCAUUGAGAAAUGCCGUUUGUGGUUCUCUAAAUGGUCUUAACGCAGAUAAAAAAUAUAUAAACGAUGAAGAAGCAAUUUAAUCGAAUGCGACAGCUCGCCAACCAAACAGUGGGCAGGGCAGAAAAAACAGAAGUAUUAAGUGAAGACCUAUUACAGGUGGAGAAACGUCUGGAGCUGGUAAAACAAGUGACUCACAGCACCCACAAGAAACUAACAGCAUGUCUGCAGGGCCAGCAGGGUGCGGACGUAGACAAGAGAUCAGUGCGCUCUCCCUCGAAAAAGCUCCCUCUGAUGACCCUGGCGCAGUGCUUAGUGGAGGGAGCUGCUGUCCUCGGGGACGAAUCUCUUCUGGGGAAAAUGCUAAAUAUGUGCGGAGAGACAGAAGACAGACUGGCCCAGGAACUCAUUCUGUUUGAACUGCAGAUAGAAAGAGAUGUGAUAGAACCACUAUUCAUAUUAGCAGAGGUGGAUAUUCCCAACAUCCAGAAACAGAGAAAACAUUUAGCUAAACUAGUUCUGGAUAUGGACUCUGCAAGGACACGGUGGCAGCAGUCUUCAAAGUCCUCGGGCAUGGCCAGUAACCUGCAGCCGUCGGGUGCCAAAGCUGAUGCCCUCAGGGAAGAAAUGGAGGAGGCAGCAAACCGGGUGGACAUUUGCAGGGAUCAGCUGUCAGCUGACAUGUACAAUUUUGUGGCCAAAGAAAUAGACUAUGCAAGCUACUUUCAGACAUUGAUAGAAGUACAGGCGGAUUACCACAGGAAGUCACUGGCACUUUUACAGGGCAUUUUGCCUCAGAUUAAAGCACAUCAGGAAGCCUGGAUCGAGAAGCCGUCCUAUGGUAAAGCACUGGAGGAGCACCUUGCAAUCAGUGGCAGGGAGAUCGCAUUCCCCAUUGAGGCCUGUGUGACCAUGCUGCUGGAGUGUGGCAUGCAGGAGGAGGGGCUGUUCAGGGUGGCUCCCUCUGCCUCCAAGCUGAAGAAGCUGAAAGCCUCCCUGGACUGUGGGGUGCUUGAUGUGCAGGAGUACUCUGCAGAUCCACACGCCAUCGCAGGAGCUCUGAAAUCCUACCUGCGUGAGCUGCCUGAACCGCUGAUGACCUUUGAACUCUAUGACGAGUGGAUUCAAGCUUCCAACAUUCAGGAUCAAGAUAAAAGAUUACAGGCCCUGCUGAAUGCUUGCGAGCAGCUUCCCAAGGCAAAUGCCAACAAUCUCAGAUACUUAAUCAAAUUUUUGGCCAAGUUAACGGAAUACCAGGAUUCCAAUAAGAUGACGCCAGGGAAUAUUGCAAUAGUGCUGGGUCCCAACCUGCUCUGGACCAACACUGAGGGGAACAUCACGGAGAUGAUGACCACCGUCUCCCUUCAGAUUGUCGGCAUCAUCGAGCCCAUCAUCCAGCAUGCUGAUUGGUUCUUCCCUGGAGAGAUCGAAUUCAACGUAACUGGAAACUAUGGCAGCCCUCUUCACACGAACCACAACGCCAACUACAGCUCCAUGCCCUCCCCGGAUCUGGACCACUCGGACCGCAAGCUGCACGACCAGACCCGACGACCCCUCAGCGUUGCCACGGACAACAUGAUGCUGGAGUUCUACAAGAAGGAUGGCAUCAGGAAAAUCCAAAGCAUGGGAGUCAGGGUGAUGGACACAUCUUGGGUGUCACGCAGGGGCUCUUCCUUAGUGCGCAAGACGGCAUCCACACCUCUGAGCGUCCAGCCCCCCGCUCCUCCUGCAGAGCUCGGCUCUGUGUCUCAGUGUCUCCUCCCUGAGCAGCCCUACGACCUGUCUGCUUCUCCCUCCCCCACUCCUCCUCCUAGCAGUGGUGGCUCUGACCGGGCCAGCACAGACGAUGUGUCUUCCAAUUGGUCGGAUUCCUGUUACGCCUAUCCUUCCCCAGAGGAUGACAGGCCCCCACCACCUUACCCCACCUCCUACCCCCCUCCCCGCCAUUACUACCCCAAAGCACAGCCAUCCUCUCGGCCGGCUGCUCCCACCCCCCUCGACCCUGUAACCCUGGGCUCUUCGCCGCACCGGUGGACGGGCUACAGCCCCCCCCUGCCUCCCCCCUCCCCUUCUCCUCAGCAGCUUGACAUCAAUUCUAACCCAAAGCCCAGCUUCCUCCACCUCCCUAAGCAAAACUCCCUCACUGACGCACCGCAUGCUGCUCCUGAAACUAACGUGUCACCCCUUUACAUCAAAACACCCCUCGUGCUCACCAAACAAGACCCCCUCUUUGGCACCCCCCCUAACCUCCCUAUGUCAGCCUCACCCCAAUGGGUCAGCUGUACCUGUACCAGAGAAAGAGGGACCAAGCUGACUAGCACCCUGAAGAGCAAAGAGCUAUCUCCUGUGAUGGGGCAGAAGGGCAGCUGCCCUGUUUUAGGCUCCAUGACAUCGACAGGCAGUGGCCAGCAGGGAUCUGGAACAGGGCAGCAACUCACCAGUGACCAGAGCCCCCACUCCCUCAGAAAAGGGACCUUGUCCAAGAAGCUGACCCCCAUCCCCCCCAAGGUGCCGUUUGGGCAGUCGGGGGCUGUGUCCGACCAGUCGACAGGUCAGCCAUCCCCCGUCAGCCUCUCCCCCACCCCUCCCAGCACCCCUUCCCCGUACGGACUCAGUUACCCCCAGGGGUACACCACCAUAACCUCCCCAGGUCAGGUGUCACAGGCGGCCCCCCAGUCCCUGUCGUCUCCCUCCUCCCUCACCGGCACACUCACCAAGUCGCGGCCCACCCCAAAGCCCCGGCAGAGGCCCAGCCUGCCCCCUCCCCAGCCGCCCACCGCCCCCGGGCUCUCCAGCUCCAGCCCGCAGUCUCUGGACCACGCCAUGCUGGACGGCAUGUCUCCAGGGGAGAGCAUGUCCACAGAUCCCCUCAGUCUAGAAAUCCCCAUCAUACACAUAGAAUUUGAUGGCCUGCAUUGCGAGCCUCCGGAUCCAGCGAGCAGGAACUCUGUGGGGGACUUCAUGGCAAAAACAGAGUCGGAGGAGUCGGAGGAGUCGGAAAGCACUGCCCUUUGACACAGGGACCCCGUUACUGUACAUACAAUAUAUACAAACUACUACUGAGAGCACCCGAGCUGCUUCUACUGUCUGCAAAAACAACAUGGGAAUAUAUAGAUAUAUAUAUAUAUAUAUAUAUAGAUAGAUAGAUGGAUGUAUAUAUAGAGUGAGACAGAGAGAUAGAUGGAUAUAUAUAUAAUUAUAUAAAUGAAAAAUAAAUGACAUGGGGAAUUUGAAAUGAUGGGAAAAGACACUUCCAAUAUGGAACUGAAUACCAUGUUACAUUUUGAUUGUGGCAUGUUUUAAUUACUUUAUUAUUUUUUUUUUUUUUUUCAUUGCAACUUUGCCUUUAUAUUUGUUACUAACUUGUUCAGUGGAUUUUGUAAUGUACUCUGCUACGGUGCCUCAUGGGAGGGCAUAUAGAUUAAUGAAUCAUCUGUAGAAAGUAUGUCAAAGAGAGUCGUGGCAUAUCCCGGUGCACACUGGAAACCCCAAAGAAGUUGCAGGAUUUCUUUUUUCUUUUGUAUAUGUUGUUGUAAAUGUAUACAAAGUGUUCAGGCCAACUAUACAGCCUGUUUGCUUAAAAAAAACACCUUGUGAUAACUGGUUUUUGAAACACAAGGCAUUUGUUUUAAAAUAAGCAUCACUGAUGUGGUCUAAUUUAUUUAAAAAAGCUCUUUGAACAAGUAUUCCUGUCUCCAAAGAGCUCCAGUUUGAAAAUAUUUUGGUAGAGUUUCAGUUUUCUUAUCUCUUCAAAACCAGCCAUUAUUCCAUUUACUAUAUUCCAAAGGGACUGUCUUCAGUCCUGUUUCCUGAAAUGCCUCCUAGUGGCACAUGCAGAGUCAGUAUACAGCACCUUGCUUUCUCCUGCUUUCACGACUCAUUCAAAGGAUGCUACCUCUUAACUGAUCACUGCUGGGAAGCUAAAAGAUGGCGUGGCUCCAUGUUGACGGAACCUGUGAGAAACGCCCCCUGGUGGAUGAUAAGUAGAAUGAUUCAGCGAUGAGUGUUAGUUUGUGGGUGUCUUUCUUUAAAUCACAUCUUGUGAAAAAGGAGAUUCUGCACUUCUCUGUCUGUGUGUACAGUCGGCCGCUCUAGCCUGUAGAUGUUGCCAGUUCUAUGGUCCUUAGCUGGUGUUGAUGCUGUAUGGUUUUUGUACCACUGGUUUUAAAUGGUUCCUUUUUAGUGUGGAUGUUGUCAAGGUUACGAUUCAGAACUGUAUGUACGGUGUUGUUUUUCUGGGGGCCAAUUUAAAGGUAUAAAAGAAAAGAAAAAUACAUAAAUCGAUGUCCGUAUAGAAAUUCUUGGAAAACGUGGUGAGGUGCUAGUAUAUCUAGAAUAUUUUAGGUUGUUAUAUAUUUAUACUUUUUAAUGUCAAAAGGUGCAUAUCUUUUGUUCCUCAUAAGCAUAGAAAAGGGUCAUAUUUGCAUCUUGUCCUUACUGGUGGGGGAUAUUCUGUUGAGCCACCUGCUUCAGCAUCAACACAAUUGUACAAAAUGUACAGAGCUGUACUGCUUUCCAGGGAGGAGCACUUUAUCUCAUGACCGGGCUUUUCCUCAAAGUGAUACAUAUACUUGUAUUCCUGUUUGUUACAGAUAUUUUCAUAAAGAAAGUCAGUGGUCUAUAUGCACUGCCUGGAGGUUAUAAUGCUGCUCUUAAAUCCAAGGUCAGAUACCCAAUGUACCUGCUACCGUAAAAGUUUGUUUGUUCCUUUCACGGUUUGUUUGUUCCUUUCACGGUAUUUGCCAGUUUCACAGUUUCAUUAAGAGGUACAGUAAAGCUACUUUAGCUUUUGCACAGAUUUUAGUAACUGCAUCUUCGAGUUCUGUAUGAUUAUAUGAAUGAAGAAAGCGCACCAAUACAUACAAGCCAGACAUAUUUUGUAGGAGUUUCUUUUAGAAAUGCAAACACCUCAGACGUGCUUGUGUAGAUUGAUUGAUAAAUACCAAGGCAUUGUUGAUGAGACAGCACCCCUUAUUUCAGUGUCCUGUAGAAAAGAAGAAAAAAAAAGACAGAUGCCCUUUGUUUCUUUGCCUAUGACAAAUCACUGUUGCACACAGGUCUGCUAUUUAUUUUUAUUUUUUUAAUAUAUCAUAUUCAAAUACAUGGGGUUGUGUUUCUUUCCAGUGGCUCAAGGCUGCAUCAUUUGCAAAACAAAUAAAUAAAUGAAAUUGUAACAAUG